CACGCCACACCACACCGUACACGAAGACGCCGGAGGAUUCGCCUCCGUCAACCUUCACAUCAACACCAAACGAGCCUUAGGGAAAAGCUUCCAGUGUUAAAACAACAACCUCACCAACGAACUUUCACUGAGACCCAUCAUCACAAUGGCUGACAGAGCCGGUAUUGACCGCAAGGCCGAUGAGAAGAUUCAGUUCUCAACCUCGAAAGAGGUUACGGUACAUCCGACCUUCGAGUCGAUGUCACUGAAGGAGAGUCUCCUUCGUGGUAUCUACGCCUAUGGCUACGAGUCGCCAUCUGCCGUUCAGUCGCGAGCGAUCGUCCAGAUCUGCAAAGGCCGCGACACCAUUGCCCAAGCGCAGUCCGGAACGGGCAAGACAGCUACCUUCUCAAUCAGCAUGCUUCAGGUUAUAGAUACGGCCGUACGAGAAACACAGGCGCUCGUCCUCUCGCCCACCCGCGAACUUGCGACACAAAUCCAGAGCGUGGUUAUGGCGCUAGGCGACUACAUGAACGUGCAAUGCCAUGCUUGCAUCGGUGGUACGAACGUAGGAGAGGACAUCCGGAAACUCGACUACGGCCAGCACAUUGUUUCUGGCACUCCCGGUCGUGUUGCCGACAUGAUCCGCCGCCGCCAUCUGCGCACACGCCACAUCAAGAUGCUCGUCCUCGACGAGGCCGAUGAGUUGCUGAACCAAGGCUUCCGCGAGCAAAUCUACGAUGUGUACCGCUACCUACCACCCGCGACUCAGGUUGUUGUGGUAUCGGCCACGCUACCGUACGACGUUCUUGAUAUGACCACGAAGUUCAUGACGGACCCCGUCCGCAUCCUCGUCAAGCGUGAUGAGUUGACCCUCGAAGGGUUGAAGCAGUACUUCAUCGCGGUGGAGAAGGAGGAUUGGAAGUUCGAUACUCUGUGUGAUCUAUAUGAUACCCUUACCAUCACGCAGGCGGUCAUUUUCUGUAACACGCGGCGGAAGGUAGACUGGCUCACAGAGAAGAUGAGAGAGGCCAACUUCACAGUCAGCAGCAUGCAUGGCGACAUGCCACAGAAAGAGCGCGACAGCAUCAUGCAGGAUUUCAGACAAGGAAACAGCAGAGUCCUCAUCUCCACCGACGUCUGGGCUCGUGGUAUUGAUGUGCAACAAGUCAGCUUGGUCAUCAACUACGACCUGCCCAGUAACCGUGAAAAUUACAUCCACCGGAUUGGUCGGUCCGGUAGAUUCGGUCGCAAAGGUGUCGCCAUCAACUUCGUUACUAGUGAGGAUGUGCGCAUUCUGCGGGAUAUUGAGCUGUACUACUCGACGCAGAUUGACGAAAUGCCCAUGAACGUUGCCGAUCUCAUUUCAUAAGAGAUGCCGCAGAUUAAUU
This is a messenger RNA of Chaetomium strumarium, 1370 nucleotides long. RefSeq names its product P-loop containing nucleoside triphosphate hydrolase protein. The transcript is spliced from 3 exons. The record is from RefSeq and is a predicted model, not a curated record. Gene Ontology annotation, molecular function: mRNA binding; RNA helicase activity; ATP binding. Bases 146 to 1351 code for a protein of 401 amino acids. Gene Ontology annotation, cellular component: catalytic step 2 spliceosome; nucleolus. NCBI's taxonomy places the organism in Eukaryota, Fungi, Ascomycota, Sordariomycetes, Sordariales, Chaetomiaceae.